AUGGCCGCUCAAGCAGUUCGUGAAAGGAAACAAGAACAAACGACUUCACUGCAAGGAAUCCUGCAAGAAGAAGAGCUCGAAGUAGCUUACAUUCCGGUCGAAAAGCUUGAGACUUGCGGCUUUGUUGCCCGUGACAUUACGUUGUUGAAAGCGGCUGGAUAUCAUACCGUCGAGGCGAUCGCUUUUGCUCCACGAAAGGAUUUACUCGUCAUUAAGGGAAUCUCGGAUCAGAAAGCCGAACGCCUUCAGGCCGAAGCGCAUAAAUUUGUUCCAAUGGGCUUCACUACCGCUAGCGAUGUUCAUGUGAAGCGAAGCAAUCUUGUGCAAAUUAGAACCGGUAGUGCAAAUCUGGAUCGUAUAUUGGGUGGUGGAGUUGAGACGGGAUCAAUUACAGAAUUCUUUGGUGAAUAUCGAACAGGAAAGACGCAGCUUUGUCAUAUGUUGGCUGUCACUUGCCAAAUGCCCGUGGAAAUGGGUGGAGCUGAAGGCAAGUGCAUGUACAUUGACACGGAGAACACGUUUCGACCUGAACGAUUAGUGGCCAUCGCUCAGAAGCUUGGUCUUGAUGGUGCUAGUGUGCUUGAAAAUGUUGCCGUUGCUAGGUGCUAUAAUUCGGAGCACUUAAUGAGUCUUCUUGAACAAGCUGGAGCAAUGAUGGCUGAAAGUCGAUAUGCCCUGAUUGUGGUCGAUUGUGCUAUUGCUCCAUUCAGAAACGAUUACACUGGUCGCGGAGAGUUAGCCUCAAGACAACAAGCUAUUGCCAAAUUGAUGAGAUGCUUAGCUCGUUUGGCUGACAUUUUUGGAGUUGCUGUGAUAAUAACCAAUCAGGUGACAGCACAAGUUGAUGGUGGAGGGGGAAUGUACCAGUCUGAUCCCAAGAAGCCCAUUGGUGGAAAUGUCGUCGCGCACAUGAGCACAACUCGACUUGGAUUCAGGAAAGGAAAAGCCGAACAAAGAGUGUGCAAGGUACAUCAGUCCCCGUCGCUUCCUGAAGCAGAAGCCACAUUUGCGAUCAAUGACCAUGGCAUUGAUGAUCCUGAAGAGAAA
Molecule: messenger RNA, 1047 nt
Organism: Mesorhabditis belari
Lineage: Eukaryota; Metazoa; Nematoda; Chromadorea; Rhabditida; Rhabditidae
Source: the annotation of a GenBank genome assembly